Messenger RNA from Perca flavescens (yellow perch), 597 nucleotides. It is a transcript of the gene nkx3-1, whose product is annotated as NK3 homeobox 1. The record is from RefSeq and is a predicted model, not a curated record. The coding region runs from base 1 to 597 and encodes 198 amino acids. The transcript has 2 exons. Lineage: Eukaryota; Metazoa; Chordata; Actinopteri; Perciformes; Percidae. Gene Ontology annotation, biological process: regulation of transcription by RNA polymerase II; cell differentiation. Gene Ontology annotation, molecular function: DNA-binding transcription factor activity, RNA polymerase II-specific; RNA polymerase II cis-regulatory region sequence-specific DNA binding. Gene Ontology annotation, cellular component: nucleus.
AUGUCCGUCCCAGUCAGACCUCUGACCUCCUUCCUCAUAGAGGACAUCCUGUCCACGGAGGACGGCACAAGUUUUAACAGCAAACGCUGUUCGCAGAAGAGGGAAAGAUGCGCCCAGUGGGAGGAAGGAGCAGAGAAGUUGUUGGAGCCACGCUGCCGUCAGGAGACGGCAUUCGGAGUUCAGACAGCGUCUGUGGACCCGUCCCACCACGGCUCCUCCGAGUCCGGCAGCUUCUCCUCCUCCUCCUCCUCGGCGGGGGGGAAGCAGAAGCGCUCCAGAGCUGCGUUCACACACCUGCAGGUGCUGGAACUGGAGAAGAAAUUUAACCACCAGAAAUACCUGUCGGCCCCGGAGAGGGCUCACCUGGCCGGCACCUUAAGACUAACGGAGACGCAGGUGAAGAUCUGGUUUCAGAACCGCAGGUACAAGACCAAACGGAAGCAGCAAACCUCCCAGUUCUGCAGGGACGUGUGCAAAGCAGAGGGACUGGGAGACGAGCUGCUUCGAUCGUCCCUGAUCUCGUCCUUCUGCAAAGCGUACCAGUACAGACCCUACCUGUGGGACUACAGCGGCCCCUGGGGGCCGACGCUAUGGUGA